Nipponia nippon (crested ibis) is the source of this 993-nucleotide messenger RNA. The record is from RefSeq and is a predicted model, not a curated record. Lineage: Eukaryota; Metazoa; Chordata; Aves; Pelecaniformes; Threskiornithidae.
GGGCUGCACUACGAGCUGACGGAGGGAGAUGUCAUCUGCGUGUUCUCGCAGUACGGGGAGGUCGUCAACAUUAACCUGGUGCGGGAUAAGAAGACUGGGAAGUCCAAAGGCUUUUGCUUUCUGUGCUAUGAGGACCAGAGGAGCACCAUCCUCGCCGUCGACAACUUCAAUGGGAUCAAGAUCAAAGGAAGGACGAUUCGAGUGGACCAUGUGGCCAACUAUCGGCCCCCCAAAGACUCUGAUGACUUAGACGAUGUCACAAAAGCCCUCCACGCGAAGGGUUGUGGAGUUAAAACGCCGCCUCAUACGUCAUCCGAUUCCCUGUCGGAAGAUGACGAUGUGCCUGUAAAAAAGCAAAAAGAUCAGGAGAAAAGCAGGCAGGAGCGGCAAAAGCAGAGCUCGCAGGCUGCGAAGAGGGCGGUGUCGGCGGAGGAGGCGCAGCCCAGGAUCAAGAUUAAGAAGGAGAAGGAGGACCCCGGCUACGAGCGCUGCGCCGGCGGGAGCCAGCAGCCCUGGAAGGGCUCUGAGAGGAAGCCCGGGAGCAGGGCGCAGCGAGAAGAGGAGGAGCGGAGGCACCAGCGGCCUUCGGAGAGAAGAGGGGAAAAGAGCUGCCCGGAGCAGAGGGGACCAAGCGGUUGGAGGGAGGAGGCCGGCAGGGGCGACGGGCACGGCAGCCGGCGGGACGAGGGGCCCGAGGGGGGGAGAGGCUCUCCCUGCCCGGACCGGGACGCGGGCUUUGUUGCCUCCUUCGGCCCUUCCUCAGCCUUGGGCUCGCAGGCGGGCCGGCACGCUGCCGCAGGCGGAGGGUCGCCGGGCGCGGCAGGACGCUCUCCAGGACGCUCUCCUUCCCAAAAUUGCCCGGUCCCGUCCGUCCGGGGGCGUGUCCCCCUCUCGCACCGCGGGGACGGACCGGCGGGAUCCCGGGAGGCGCCCGGGGCGGGUUUCCGCCGUUUGUCGUGUUUUAAAUGGCUCUUAAUAAAAGCCGCCUCUUGA